This is a messenger RNA of Paraglomus occultum, 1065 nucleotides long. NCBI's taxonomy places the organism in Eukaryota, Fungi, Glomeromycota, Glomeromycetes, Paraglomerales, Paraglomeraceae. The record is from the annotation of a GenBank genome assembly.
AUGUCAACCAUUAAAGUUACAUACAACGCUACGAUCCGUAAAUUAACGCUCCCCUUAACCGUAACCUGGAUUGAGUUGUCCGCUCAACUUCGACACCUUUUCUCAAUUCCUCUCAAUAUUCCAAUUGGACUCUCCUAUUCCGACGAAGACGGGGACGUUAUUACGCUGUCUUCGGAUGUCGAACUAAGGGAUGUAUUGGAGUCAUCUAAGGGCUCUACUAUGUCUUUCGUGUUGAAUACUGGUACCGAAGAUAGUGGAUAUGAGUCUUGGGUGCUUGAAGGAAGAUCAAAAUUAAACAAAGAAGACAGAGAAGGUAAUCAAUCACAGCCAAUGAUGACUUUGAGAAAUGUUGUUUGCGAAGGCGUUACGUCGAAAGAGGCUGACAAGAAAUGCGGAAGACCCUGCGAUAGCGCCGGCAAUAAUGGGGAAAAUGCCAAAAACGAUAAAGAUGUUGAGACUGUUGUAGAGCAAUCUCAAUUUACCCCGCCCGAACAACCAACUAAUUUCGCUGGACAGAUCCAAACUUUGAUGGACCAACUCCACGAAGUCGCCCGACAAAAUCCUCAAUUAAGACAAACGGCCAAUUUAAUAGUAGAUCAAAUCUUUGAAUCCGCUAGCAACGGUGUUGAGAAUGUGGGUGGCUGGUUCAGGUCAUUUGCUGCUAAUGAGUUGCCGCUGCCGUCGCUUGGGAAUGCUAAUGAUCGACAUACGCGUGCAGCUUGUUCGUGUGAUAUAAAUAGGCAACACAAUUGUAAUGGGCAGGCGUUAUGCUCACAAAGAUCCGCUUCAUGUUUAUCUGCAGAGUUUCAAAAAAUAGUAACGAUGGCAUGUUUCAUGAAAAAGGCUCUUAAAAUAGCUCUAUUCAUCUUCUUAUUUUUUGCCAUAAUCAAAUUCUUCUUUGCCGUAGUGUCGAUAUUAUUCCUUGCGUCGUGGGUGUUGGUUCUAGCAAUCUUGUUUGCGAAAUUACGCCGGCGAGGAUUUUUUGUUAGACGACAUUGCCCAUGGGAGAGAAGAUCCUAUUAUUUAUGGAAUAGGAACACAUAUCCUCGCUCUAGUUACUAUUGA